AACAAUCACUUCAACAAUCUUUCAAAUCCCGUAGAAGAAGCCCCCCACCUAUCAGGCGUCCAUUUCACUGCAGAUCAAAAGCAUACUGCGAUUAUAGCAGCCCUAACGGGAGACAAGAAAACAUCAAGUGAAGAGAACGCGGUUUUCAACCCAAGAUUCGUGACUGGCACCAACCCCGCUGGACAGAUGAGCUCUGUAGACAUUCUUCAGAGUAAUGACAUAAGUAAUGAUGUAAGAGUUGUGGAGGUUGAAGAUGUGAAGCCGCCAGUCAACGGGGGCUUUGGCUCAAAUGGUAUCAAAAAGGAACGCAUUCAGUUGCAGAAAAGUUCCUCAAAUGUAAAAGCAGAAGACUAUUAUAUAUGCACUCUCAUCAAACAACUCUCAGCCGAAAAGCUAGCAGAAGUAAAUUCGGAAGAAUCAUGCCAUCCUGUCCUAGGAAAGAGGUCCAAGGUUAUGAUCAGACGAGUGCGAGUAUUCUUCGAGGAGCUCAAGAAGGUUCUCGGCGACGCGUGUGAGGGAACGGUUCUCAGUCGAACGGUGGAGCUGACAGCUUGGGCUUGCGGCGUCACUACAGACACGGUGACGAGAAUAGGGUCGCGAGACGAGUUUGUGUUCGAACUAUUGCCACGACCGGAACCGAAAGCGGCGUUUACAAAAGAACAAAGGAAGCAAAAUACUUUGAUGAAAUAUGGUGGCAGAUGGGGAGAAACUGUUAAGGAUUUGAUCGAGAACAAAUUGCCAAAAGACGGCAUGAGCUUGAGCGUCAACAUUGCAUCGUUUCAUUAG
Molecule: messenger RNA, 786 nt
Organism: Cylicostephanus goldi
Lineage: Eukaryota; Metazoa; Nematoda; Chromadorea; Rhabditida; Strongylidae
Source: the annotation of a GenBank genome assembly